UCAUUUAAGUUUGAUAUUGCUGAUUAUUACUGUAUUUCUCUGAAAGUUCUAUAAUCUAGUCCAGAUGGCCAUUAUUCAAAUCUUCUGCCUGGCUUGGUAGUCUACAGCUCACCCAAACCAUUGCUGUUUCCCUACCUUGUAUUCUUACACAAAUGUUCCUGACUGGACCUUUGUGUUCAAAUUCUUGGAUCUCAUGACAUGUUCACAAUGCUUCCAUUGUUUUGGAAACAGUUCCUGGCUAUCUCCACACACAAGCAACUUCUGAAGCACCUCUUUCAAAUACUUUGCACAGCCCUCCUAGAUAAACCCAUGUGAAAUCUUCAUGAGAGCAGCACUCAGGCCUUGCUCAAGACUGAAGAAAACACAGGUGAGCCAUAUUUGGGACUCCAUCCAGUGUGCACAGAACCAGGGACUCAUUCCUGUGUGACUCACUCAGGUGAGUCAGUAAUUGAAUCAAGACUGUGACCAGAGUGAGACAGUGUGACACCAGGGUCACAAAAAGCAUUUUUCCUACUUGCUACAAACACACAGUACUUGCAGGGUAGGCCAUAAUUAUAAGUGCCUGCAGAACUAUUUCAUCCAUGUGAAUGUAUAUCUGGGGAAUAGCUGGAGUCAAUUAUCCCUCAGUACUGAUUUUUUGCGGGGUCAGUCAGAUAAAUAACCACUUCAGCAGUCAGAUUUUCCUCAGAAAUGCAGCAAGAAAAGACUAAAUUUCCUCUCCAUUCUAGUAUCUGUCAUCCCCACCCUCUCCCCCUCUCCAGGACACACGGUGCAUGCUUUACAUCCAUAUGAAAGUUGGUGGUUAGCCCUUUCCUCAGGAAAGGCACGGCCGCAAAAGUUCACAGGGUGGAUUGACUGACCGGGUAUCUUUGCUGUCCUGAGCUCCUGAAGGGGAAAAGAAAUAUUGGAUGACUAUUUCACCCAUAUUACUAGCAGCUCAAUUAUUCAUCAGCUGGAAUAAUUCUUCGCUCCAUUUUAUCUUUCCGUGCGGGAGAAUCGGCUGAGAGCAGGAUGUCUGAGUAAGCCUGGAUGUCCCGGUGGGGAUCAGCCAUUACUAGCCCUGGCGAAGGUGAGGAUAGGCGGGAGCCGCCCAGAACGGCCGAACAAUGGGGGCGGGCGGCUGUUCUUUCUUACAGGAUGGAGACAGCCUCGGCGUCGUUGGGCCCUCCUGCUUCAGGUGAGCCACGCUGAGACCCUUUAGAACAGAUCGGGAGAGAAGUCAUGCAAUCACCUAUACAUUUUCACCCUUCCCGACGACCCAACGCUGUGGGUAGUGUAUUAUUUCCGAUCAGACUGCAUGGGAUUUCACGCUUCACUCAGUGCUUUUGAACUCACGUACCUAUGACGGAAAUAUUUUACCCUAGCAUUUUACACACUGGCAUUUUUUACAGGCAGAAUUGUAUUUCUAUAUGAUAUGGAGUCUUAGAAAUUGUGACUUCCCCCGUAGUCUGAAGUGGUACGGCCCAGGCCCAGGCGACCCCUUUCCAGACCAAAAGCUCCCAAACAAGCGACGCUCUCACCGAACUUCGCACCUGGAAAAGAAGCCAUCCAAAGACCAUUUUAAAGGAAGCAAAGGUUGAUGGAGCGGAAGAGGGCUAGAAGAAACAGGGCGAGGAGGAGGGAACGGGACUCGAAAAAAGAAGGCCCCCCAAGCUGCAUCGUUGCCCUUUUAAAGCUCCUCCCUUCUCCUUCCCCUGCCCGCUUCGCAGGGCUUUGAUGGAUUGAACUGCAGUUGCUGCGUUGGAAGCUGUUUGGGGGAGGUCCGAUUGGGGCUUCCUCCCAGGCAGAACACAGCGGAAGGGAGCCUCCCUCACCCAGAAGGUGGGCCGAAACCGAGGGCGCCACUUCCCGCCUGAAAAAUGAAUGAGUCUGCAGGGAAGAAGGCAGUUCCCCUCUCGACCAGCUCGUCUGAGCAGCUGAUCCAGGAAAACCCCCGGCUCUUUUUCUAGCCAGGCGAAAAAUAGAAACGAUUUGCAUGGAGAUCCAGCUUUGUUCUGCGGCUCUGUACAACCUGACCACACCUCGAAGUUGCCUUUGCUGCUCGAUCCUGAUUCCAGGCGAUUGCGGGCUGCUUCAGCUGACCUCCGUUUGUUCCCCCCACCCACUCCGCUGUCUCGCUCGCGCUCUCUCGCAAGAUCCGGAUUGCUCCUGUUCUCCGCGGCGUAUCUGGGAUGGCUUCUGCGGGUGAGUGUGCAUUUUAAAUCGCACCCCAGUCGGGAUCUUAUAGCCACUACAAGGAAAGGAGCUUAAACGGAAUCAACGAAGAUUUUUCUGCUGCUGAGUCACCCAUCAACACCAUGGGUAACAUUUCCUCCAAUAUCUCUGCUUUCCAGUCCCUGCACAUUGUCAUGCUGGGUCUGGAUUCUGCAGGCAAAACCACGGUGCUCUAUAGGCUCAAAUUCAACGAGUUUGUCAACACGGUGCCCACCAUUGGCUUCAACACUGAAAAGAUCAAGCUAAGCAAUGGGACUGCUAAAGGCAUCAGCUGCCAUUUUUGGGAUGUUGGUGGGCAAGAGAAACUGAGGCCCCUGUGGAAGUCCUAUAGUCGUUGCACUGAUGGAAUCAUUUAUGUGGUGGACUCUGUUGACGUGGACAGGCUGGAAGAAGCCAAGACAGAACUACACAAAGUCACCAAGUUUGCAGAGAAUCAAGGCACUCCCUUGUUAGUGAUUGCCAACAAGCAAGACCUGCCAAAAUCUUUGCCUGUGGCAGAAAUAGAAAAACAGCUGGCUCUGCAUGAGCUAACUCCAUCCACCACUUACCAUAUCCAACCAGCCUGUGCGAUCAUUGGUGAGGGGCUCACUGAAGGUAUGGACAAACUCUAUGAGAUGAUCCUCAAGCGCAGAAAAUCCUUAAAGCAGAAAAGGAAACGAUAGACAAGAAAGAAUUGUAUCCCAUUAGAUCACAGUUUGACUUGCUGGCUUGAUGUAUCAGUUAAAAAGCAGCAGACAGAUGCCUGCAUUUAUAUUAUUUUCUAUAGUAUCAUAGAGUCCUUCAAUAUGCUUAUCUUUUACAAGACCAGAUGAUAAUAUUGUGCUGGCUAUCACUUGGGAUGCUGGUCAGAUCGGUGCAUGCCAGCAUAUCACUUCCUUCCUGCUCCCAGGCGUCGUGAGCCAGUGUGAAAGAAGGCCUCUUUGUAACAUUCUAGCAGGACUAGAAGGGAGGCAAACAACCUCAUCCUAUCAGCUGCUUCUAUCUGAGUGAACUACUAAUAUACAAGAGGCUCCCCUUGUUCUCUGGACACUUCCUAUUUUAAAAAAAGUCUAUAUAAUGGGAGAAACUACACAGAGAGAAAAAUCAUAAAGCUUGAUAUGACAGGGCAGGUCCCUGUUCCAUUUGGAUUAAGAUUUGUGCUGGCAUCUCAGGAUCUUACUACAUGGUGAUGUGUGCAUGAAGAACUAGACUUAAGAAUUAUUGCUCGAUGGGAAAAAUGCUGUGAUUGAGGGGAAAUGUGCAUUAAAAAAUACAGCUUCGAUACGUAUUGCUUAUGGAUGGCUCUUUGAACCACUUCUGGGAAACUAUUUCUCAGCCUUACAACAAACUUACCAAGGCAUUUAUGGUCUGUUGUGUGUGGUUAUUACCAAGAUCAGCAAAAUAUAUGAAAUCAGUGAACAAAUGAGGCAAGGCUACUUCCUGGAGUAAUUUUUUGUGUUUGGAGGGAAGUAACCUGUGUCCCCUGUCAUUUCAGUUGAGUGUGAGGAUAAACACAAGAGGUGGACUGUUCUUUUUUUCUUUUUUCUGUAUUGUCUUUUGGAUAGGUUUUAAAAAUGGGGUAAAGAGGCCUGAGUGUGUUAUCCAUGUAUUCCUAUAUUUAAAAAAGAGUUCUGUAAGUUGGUGGUGUGCUGAUGCACUUGAAUUAAAAAAUGUGAGCUGCCUGGAUCAUUUGUGACCAGUAGCUACUGCUUGGUGCUGCUUUUUAAGCAUUACAUUAGAAAAUUUUGUUAUCUUUUCAUAAGUCUACACUGUAGCAAUAACCACAAAACAACUUUUUAAAAAUUACUAUAUUCUUGUUGUAACAUUGAACUGUGGCCAUACUGUGUUUCCAACAUUUAAUCUAAUCAAAUUGAAAUAAUCUGACUCAUAAUUCAAUUUAUUACUGUAUAAUUUAUAUGGUUUUGAUGGACCAAAGGAUUGCAGCUGUGAAAAACAGUGAAGGAAGACUCAGAUUUGGCUGAUUUGGUAUAUGAAAUAUAAAGAAGAGUGUAAAACCAAAUGGAUAAUCUGAACUUUCUGCUGGGAAAAAUCCUCAAUCUAAUAAAUUAACCUACCUUCCAUCUUUUUUUUAAUCCAUGGUUCACCAUUGUGAUUGUCAAGAAUAUAGAAUGAGGCAGACAUAUUCACUACAAUAACAAUACUGAUUUGAAAAGGAUAGGUAAAAUUGGUAUUUUUUAUAAAUACUUGCAGUAAUAAUAAUGCAAUCUGUACAUGUCUACCCAGUUGAAUUAUAUAAAGCUGCCUCCUUAUACACAUUUAUUAGAAAUUAACCCUUUAUAUAAUAAAAGCAAACCUCAUUUAACUUAUAGUAUUUAUUUCUGAAUAAGGAUGCAUAGAUCAAGCUCUGAAGCUAAAAUCUUACGCAGGCUUAUUUGGGAUCAAACCCUUUUGAGCAUGGACUUAGCUGUAAUUGAGCCAAUAAUAAUAGAAACCUCCUUGGAAGAAAACCUGAAUCUAAAUCAACACUAUGGGUAUAGACAUGUACAGGGAUGUGAUAUCACAAAAGUAAAAAACAAAAAGAGAGCUUGAUAGCUUUAAUCCUUCAGCUAAUUUUAAAGUCUUUUGUGACAGAAAGAUUCAAUCUCAUAUUUUAGAGUUGUAUCUAUGUCUCAGUUUCUAGGACAUGGAUUAGCAUCAUUUUCUGCUGAAAUGUGAGUUCUAAAAAGAGCAAUAGAAAAAUGUAAGCUUACCAGUACGAUGACAAAUUCCAGACAGUUGAUUUUUUUUUUUUUUACCUUAGCAAGGCUUUCCAUUAGUUCUUUUAGACAACACUUUAAGAAUGCAAGGACCUUUCUCCUCUUCCAGCUCUAUUAUACUAGAUUAUUUUCAGAAACCAGAGCUGCUAUUUUUUCCUUGCAUUUGUAUGUUUAAGAAAGCUUUGAUUACUGAAUAUUUGUCUGUCAUGCAGCUGUUAAAGGUACAGGGGCCCUGCCGUGAUAUUGGCAUCUGCUGCAAUCAAAUUUUCUUUACACGCUUGAGGAAUUUAUUUACAUGAAUGGAGACUUGUUCACUGAUCCACAGAGUGGGCUGGUCCCAUUGUUUAAAGCAUUGGUUUUUAAAUUGUUAUUGUUUUCUUCCACUUACAACUCUCUCAGGCACAUUUGUUACCUCAUACCUGAAAAAGAAAGAGAGAGAAUAUAUUUAUUUUAACUCAAUAUUAAAGCCAAAUGGUGUAAUUUUUACAAUAUGGUUUAGGAAUUAAUACUGUUCAUAAUCAAAUUGUAUUGUACCGUAAAGCAAAUAUGGUUUUGGAUUCUUUUUCAUCCACAAAAUAGAUUUCUUGCAAAUAUUAGAAAAAACUAAAUUUAUUCUGCUGUGGCAGAUCAAGCUGUACGGGUGCUAAAUUACUUGCAGUUAGGCCCUUGCUAGGUACUAGGUAGUAGUACUAGGUAUUAAAUAUGCCAGUCUCUCUAAUGGAUUAAUUUGGUUGGCACAGAAAUAUCGAACAUUUUGAGUUACACACAAUUCUACAUCAGGCAAAAGAAUACAGAUCAGAAUAAACAAAUCCUUCACUUCUGCAGGUAAAAAACCUGAGAAACUCAGCAUUCUUAUUUUCUGGGCUAUGUGUGGCAAAGUAUUUAAGAAUAUUCUUUGCCUAAUGAAAACAUGCAAUUCCUAGGUAUAUUUUGUCUUCAACAGGGGCUAGCAAAUGGGAGGUUGAAUGCCAGAUUAGAAACACUGCCAUGCAUAUUGAUUUUACAGUCAGAUUUUCUUGUAUUGUCUACUGGGUUCAAAAGCAAUCCUGGCUAGUAUCUUUAUGAAUUAUCUGAGCAAAAGAGAAUGCCUGAAGAUAUAAGAUGGCUAAAAAUGUUGCCUUUAAGUGUGUAACCCUCAUCUAAGGCAGGUUCUUCCUAGUUAAGAUAUUUUGUUCUCUUCAAAUAAUAUUUGUGGAGAAUAUUAACAAAUACUACAAGAUACCAGUCUCAUUUUAUGUUUUCUUCCUGAUCCACCAAUUAAAGUAUUCUAGCAAAACACUUUUGACUAGUGUUUUAAUUCUAUAGUAUUUUGUCUGAUCCUAUU
Messenger RNA from Python bivittatus (Burmese python), 6234 nucleotides. RefSeq names its product ARF like GTPase 4C (gene ARL4C). NCBI's taxonomy places the organism in Eukaryota, Metazoa, Chordata, Lepidosauria, Squamata, Pythonidae. Gene Ontology annotation, molecular function: GTP binding; GTPase activity. The record is from RefSeq and is a predicted model, not a curated record.